AGAAUAAACCUUCGUCCAUCAGUGUCUCGCGAAGAAUGUACUAAAGGUGGCUGGGCAAAUAUGAUGCUCCAAUUUGAGUCAUCUCGUGAAAUCGCACAGCGUCGAAAUGAACAUCACACACAAUGGCUUAGAGAUGAAAAGGAGUCUCAACGUGCAGAACGAAUCUCUCGUAUGGAGGCACACGUGAGUAACAUGCUGUCAUCUCAAGAGGAUGAAAUGGAAGAAGAUCAAGAAGACGAUGGAUUGGAUGAACUUCGGGAUGAAGUGAAUAGAAUUAGCCAAGAAGAAGCCGAGUCACUGGAAGGUGGAAUGGACGAGUGUCCUGAUGUCUUACGCAGAGAAUUUGAGGCCUACAUGGAAGAACGUUUUUUGACGGGACAAGAUGCAAGGUAA
Strongylus vulgaris is the source of this 393-nucleotide messenger RNA. Lineage: Eukaryota; Metazoa; Nematoda; Chromadorea; Rhabditida; Strongylidae. The record is from the annotation of a GenBank genome assembly.